AUGGACGGCAGCGAUGAUGACAGAUUUUUGUGGAAAUACUUUUUAAGGCAGCUGAUAAUCUGCAGUGGAGCUUGGACAUGCUAUUUCAUCAUUGGCUUGUUCUCCGGAGCCCCAGCUGUCUUCAUACCCCAGAUGAGGAAUGAGACCAAUAACAUGGAGAUCAUUGAUGAAGAAAUGGCGUCCUGGAUACCAUCCAUCACAUGUUACGUCGGUGUACCCUGGGUAGUGAUACUCCCAAUCAUCAUACGAGUCUACGGCAGAAGAAUCCCUUUCAUCAUAGUCUCCGUAAAUGCUUUCAUUGGGUCCCUGGUCUUCUACUUCAGCGAAACUGUUAUCCACAUCAUCACCAGCGAAGUCAUCCAAGGCGUGGUGGCCGCAGCUUAUCUGACCCUCACAAUAGUUAUAAUCACAGAGUACACCUCGCCCAAAUAUCGGGGUGUCUUUCUGACCAUGAAACUGGCGUCAUAUUAUUGGGGAGUUUGGAUGGCUAAUGCUAUUGGAACAUUUUUCCACUGGAAAUAUAUUGCUCUCUGUGGUAUUGUCUGUUCAAUUUACAAUAUCAUAACGUUGGCAGCGUGGACUGAAUCUCCUUAUUGGUUAGCCAGUAGGGGUUUCAAAGAACGAUGCAUCAAAUCCCAUCGAUGGUUGAAAGGCACAAGUGCAGAAGAAGAAAAAGAAUUGAGCAGGCUAAUUCGAUAUGAGACAAUAGAUCCUGAAAUUAAAGAUCAUUGCUGUGGACCUGCUAUAAUGACUGGGGUGUUGUUUGGAGAAAUAGUUCCUGUUAAAAAUAGAAGCUUAUACUUAGGCACUGUGGGGAUUUUACAUAAAAUUGUCAGUGGAACUUUACUGAAGUUGGCGCCGGCGAGCUUCGAAAAAUUCGGGUUACAUGGAGCUUUUCUAUUUUUCGGCUUGACCACCUCUGUUUUGUUGAUAGUCAUAUAUAAAUAUAUGCCUGAAACUAAAGGUAAAAGCUUGCUGGAAAUAGAUGAUUGCUUCCAAGAAGUAAAAAAGACAGAACAAACCAACAAAACAGAUAAUAUAACCGAUGAGACAACCGAAGAACUUUUAAAAUAA
Molecule: messenger RNA, 1074 nt
Organism: Bombyx mandarina (wild silkworm)
Lineage: Eukaryota; Metazoa; Arthropoda; Insecta; Lepidoptera; Bombycidae
Product: facilitated trehalose transporter Tret1-2 homolog
Source: RefSeq, a predicted model, not a curated record